CAGCGAGCCGUCCCCAUUGCUCUGUGUGCCCCUCUCGGCUACUCGGCACCCUGGGAAGUGCACUAUCUGUUUAGAUUGGUGUCUAUAUUUAAACACUCAUUGCCUCCCCUCCCCUCUUUCCUCCUCUCCCUCUGUGUGUGUGUGUAGGGUUUGCUAGUGGGGAGGGUCGCUCUGCUAUCUGGAAGCUAUGGGACAUAGUUGCUAAAUUCUCAAGUGCAACCCAAGCCCCAGCGCCGGCGGCCGAGGGACGAAAGUUGCACCGAGGAAGCAAGAGGGUCCCUGCAGGGCGAGGGGAUACUUGGUGGCCCCUGGAGCCAGGAAGGAAAUGGAGGGGAAACCAGUGGAUGUCGGUUCAGCGGAGGAGACCCCAGUUCCAUCUGUGGCAAAGCUUGCUGGGAUAUUUGGGGAGCAGCGCAACACCCCAAGGAAAGAGAUACCUCCCCAAAAACCAACUCGAAGGAAACCCCCCUGCUCCCUGCCCUUGCACAAGCCCGAGGUUGUACACAAUGACGGAGAGCGAGUCUCCCCGCCAGCUUGUGUGCAGCCCAAAAUCAAAGUGAAAAGUUCUCCCCGUAUAGAGAAGCUUCAGGCCAAUUUGGCUUUUCAACCAGUUGUGUUUCUACCAGGGGGCAUAGGGUCGCCGAAGAGCCCCGGCCUGAAAGUGAUGACCUCUCCGUUCAGCAGCCCCCCAUUAACUCCCGGCAGCCCAGGGAUCCAACCUCGUUCCAGCGAAUCAGACGAAGGUCCUGUCAGUUUUGAAAAACCACCAGAGGGCGCCCAUACCCUGAGUACCGCUAAGCUUCGUACAAAAGGCUCCAUAAAGCGCAGACCCCCGAGCCGAAGGUUCCGCAAAUCCCAGACAGAGUUUGGGACGGAGGAUGAAGUAGAUACAAGUAAAACUCCAAAAGAAAAUGGGGAGAAACCCCAAGAAACAGAUGAUGUGUUUGACCCAAAGGGAAAGCAGAACAUGGAGGAGUCGGUCACUGAGACCCAGGAGGAAACACCAAACCCAACGGGAGAUUCAGCAGAGAAAAGUGAAGCAGAAGAGUCAGGGGAUGGGAAGGUGACGGAAGAGAAAGGGGAGUCAGAAGUAAAUAAGGAAGAGGGAGAUACUAAAAAGGACUGUGAAAAAGAAACCACAAUAAAUGAAUCAGAUCCCAAAGAGCCGACCAUUACACCUACGGGUUCAACCAACAUGGAACCCACAGGGGAGAAGCCAUGUGACCUGCCGGGAAAGGAUACGGAUGUAGUAGGGAGUAAAUCUAGUGGAGAGGAUGAACUGGAGAAAGAGAAGCCUCAAAGUGAACAAUAACGGAGGCCAUAUCCCAUUGGUGGCUAAAGCUUGGCUCAAUUCUCUGCUG
This is a messenger RNA of Xenopus tropicalis (tropical clawed frog), 1361 nucleotides long. It is a transcript of the gene rcsd1, whose product is annotated as RCSD domain containing 1. Lineage: Eukaryota; Metazoa; Chordata; Amphibia; Anura; Pipidae. The coding region runs from base 326 to 1312 and encodes 328 amino acids. The record is from RefSeq and is a predicted model, not a curated record. The transcript is spliced from 7 exons.